AGUUCAAGAACGGUGUGAUUAUGGUGACCCAGGUGGAGAUUGUAUAUGGCACAUAUUGAUCCACAACCACCACACCGGAGAAACCUUACCUCAAAAGCUAUUGAACAACGGUUCGCACCGUUUUAGGAAACGUGUCGUUCAGUACCAGUUUCGAUGUGCAGUACAAUUCACCACGCAACGUAGCAAACGUUGAAUCGAACUGAACAAACCUCCAGUGGAAGUAAAUAUCGGAUGACGAUAUAAGGUCACGUGUGAUUGUUUCUGCAGGAAAUUGACAGUGUCGGUCUUCAAAAUGGAAAUGAUAAGCCAGCGACAUUUUCACACAUUGAAGAAGUUUCUCACCUGAUUUACGCUAUGCUUACUUUUUGAACUACGAUAUCAAAUCACCAAAACAAACGUUAGCUAACUUGCUAGGGCAACGUGCUGUCAGCAACGCUAGCUAGCUAACACAACGUUACGUUAGCUAGCUAGCCAGCCAGCAACAUUUCUCUGAUAGCUAGCCGGUUUGGACCACAGUUAUAUUUACAGGUUUUGACAUACACGGUCAAAAUGGAGCUGUUUCAAGCCAAAGACCAUUACAUUCUCCAGAGUGGCGAUCAUGCUCUUUGGUGUAGCCGAAUAGAUGGGACCAUGAAUGUCAGACCUGCAACAGACUUGCUGUUAGCUUGGAACCCAACGUGUUUAGGCCUGGUUGAGGGUCUCGUCGGGAAAAUACAACUUCAUACAGAUCUUCCUCUGGGUCUCAUACUGAUCCGUCAGAAAGUGCUUGUUGGCCAGAUGCCAGGUGACCACAAAGUCUACAAGAUCACCAAGAUAGCUGUCAUUCCUCUGUCUGAGGAAGAGCCUCUGGAUCUGGAGCUGGAGCUUUGUAAGAAGCAUCACUUUGGGAUCGACAAACCAGAGAAGCUUGCACAGUCUCCAGAUGAGUCGAAGUUCCUGAUGAAAACUCUGAGUCAGAUCAAGUCUAAUGUUGGGGCUCCCACGAAGAAAAAGGUCAAGGAAAACAAAGAAAAGGAGCGUCUCGAGAGGCGGCUGCUCGAUGAGCUGUACAAGAUAUUCAUGGACUCCGAUUCCUUCUACUACAGCAUGACCUAUGACCUCACCAACACUGUGCAGCGGCAGGGAGACACAGAGAAGUCAAACUUGCCCCUAUGGAAGCAGGUGGAUGACAGAUUCUUCUGGAACAAACACAUGGUCCAGGAGCUCAUUGAUCUGCAGGUUCCAGAGGUGGACUUCUGGGUGACUCCCAUCAUCCAGGGCUUUGUGCAGGUGGAGGAGCUGGUGGUGAACUACAACGAGAGUCCAGAUGAGGAGAAGAACAGCCCCGACACGCCGCUCCAGGAGCUCACCUGCGUGGAUGACAUCCACCCGCGCUUCACCGUGGCCCUCAUCUCCCGCCGCAGUCGCCACCGUGCAGGGAUGCGGUACAAACGCAGAGGGGUGGACACAGAUGGCCACGUGGCUAACUUUGUGGAGACCGAGCAGCUGAUCCACGUGCACAACCACUCGCUGUCCUUUGUGCAGAGUCGCGGCUCGGUGCCUGUCUUCUGGAGCCAAGCAGGCUACCGCUACAACCCCAGGCCUCGGCUGGAGAAAGGAGAGAAGGAGACAAUUCCUUACUUUGCUGCGCACUUUGAUGAACAGCUCAACCUUUACAAGAAGCAGGUCAUCAUUAACUUAGUGGAUCAAAGUGGGCGGGAGAAGAUAAUUGGCGAUGCAUAUCUCAAACAAGUCCUUCUAUACAACAAUCCUAACCUGACAUAUGUCUCUUUUGACUUCCAUGAGCACUGUCGAGGUAUGAAGUUCGAAAAUGUGCAAACGCUGACAGAUGCCAUCUCCGAUAUUAUUGCAGACAUGAGAUGGGGGUGGGUCGACCAGGCAGGAGUCAUCUGCCACCAGGAGGGCAUUUUCCGGGUGAACUGCAUGGACUGUCUGGACAGGACCAAUGUAGUCCAGGCUUCCAUCGCUCGUGCUGUAAUGGAGGCACAGCUGAAGAAACUGGGUGUGAUGCCCCCUGAGCAGCCUCUGCCCCUCAAGUGCUACAGGAUCUACCAGGUCAUGUGGGCCAACAAUGGCGACACCAUCAGUAGACAGUACGCCGGCACGGCCGCCCUCAAGGGAGACUUCACCAGAACGGGGGAGAGAAAACUGGCCGGGGUGAUGAAAGAUGGCGUGAACUCAGCCAACCGUUACUAUCUGAACCGCUUCAGGGACGCAUACAGACAAGCAGUCAUUGAUCUGAUGAUGGGGCAUCCUGUGACGGAGGACCUAUACUCCAUCUUCAGUAAGGAGAAGGAGCAUGAGGAGAAGGAGCAGGAGAGCCAGAGAGUAACCCAGGAGCAGGUCAGCCUCCUGCUGCAGACCUACAUGCAGCUGCUGCUGCCCGACGAUGAGAAGUUUCAUGGGGGCUGGGCCCUUAUCGACUGUGACAUGAGCCUUAUUGAUGCAACCAGCAAGGAUGUGGAUGUUCUCCUGCUGCUAUCCAACAGUGCAUAUUACGUUGCAUAUUAUGAUGAGGAAGCUGACAAGGUCAAUCAGUACCAACGCCUCAACUUAGAGGGUUUGGAAAAGAUUGAAAUAGGCCCAGAACCCACUCUGUUCGGGAAGCCCAAAUUCUGCUGUAUGCGUCUACACUAUAAUAAUGGGGAGACAAGUGGUUAUUUUCACACACUAAGGGCCCUCACAAGGAAUCCUGAGGACGAUGGUAAAGACACGUUGCAGUGCAUCGCAGAGAUGCUUCGCCUAACUAAGCAAGCCAUGGGACUUGACCUGCAGGUGGUUGAAAAGAAACUGGAGAGGAGGCACAGUAAACCUCACGAGGACAUCAUGGGCAUCCAGGGCAGACACCCAGACCAGGUCCUGGGCAGCUCUGGUCUGGCUCAGGGCAAGAGCUUCCUCCUCAACAAGUUCUCCUCCCUCAACCAGAGGGUGAAGAAGUCCAACGUCAACAUGGGCUCCUUCAAGGGGAGACUGGGAAACACCUUCUCCACCAAGCCGGACGUGAAGGUGAACUUUCUGAAACCCACCAUGGGGGUCACCCUCUGGAAGUCUGAUAGCAGCUUGGAGACGUCGGACGGGGCCAAUAUCGGCCCGGUUCUGAAGGACCUCUGUGACAACCACUCAGAGAUGUCAUCAGACUCGGACUCCUACAACUCGGACGAACAACUGCGCUCCAGCUCCUUGGAGAAUGUGGACUACGUGCUGCCCAGCUGUGGCAUCGUGGCGUCGGCUCCGCGACUAGGCAGUCGAGGCAGCGUGGAGCUCAACAUCCGGGUCACUGGCUGCGACAGUAACAGUAAGCAGCAGGCUCCGGCUCUAGCCAGUCCUGAAGACCAGUCCCCCGGGGUUACCUCGGAGGCUGAGGAGGCCAUCCUGAUAGACUUUGGAACUCCAAUUGAUGCCUAUUGCCACCAAUUCAUCCAAGACGCGCAGACCAAACCUGUGGAGGUGUUCGGGGAGCAGGUGGCUUGUAGCCUCCCCACACAGAACCCACAAGUCCCUCCACAUGCUAAAGGCUCCCUGGCCCCAGACGGACACCCAGGUUCAGAUCAGCAGGAGGAGGAGCUCCAGCUCCCUCCCAGGCCGUCCCAGCUAGAUGUUGCCUCCGGCCCCAAUCUCCUGACCGUCCAGAAGCCCAUCUCUGCAGCUUCCGGCAGCUCCCAGAGGAGCCUGGGCUCUCACAUGGAGGGCAGCCUGGGCCCCUCACCCGCCGACAGCAACGGCAGUCGCGUGGUCUCCCCCUUUGCCAAGAUCAAAAGCUCCAUGGUGCAGGUGGCCAGCCUGACUCAAGCUGGACUCACCCAAGGCAUCAACUUUGCUGUGGCGAAGGUGCAGAAGAGCCCAGAGCCAGAAAUGGCCACUCUAAAUGAGACCCAAGAGAACGAGUUGAAGGCAAUGUUUACACAGUGCCAGACCAGGAUCAUACAGAUCUAGCACUUCCCAAGUUGUAGUCUCUAAGCAGGUUUUUGUACAGUUUCUAUGUGACUUCCAGUACAGUAGCGUAAGCUGACUGCUUAGAACCCCACUCUUCAAUUUCCUCUAUAGUUGACAUGACCAUGUUUACAGCCAGUGUUGUGUAGUGUGUGUAUAAUACUCCAGCUCUAUAUGACAGCGUCCUUAAUCCUGUUGCAUUUCCUUUCGAGAGAUUUUCCAGAUAUAUUUGCAUGUCAGGCUAUUGGUAAUAACUAAGGCAGGUAAUAUCCAGUGUAUGUUGAGAGGCAAGCUCUGGAUUUAUAAUAGGCCUAGUUUAUAGCUCUGUUACCAAAAGAAGUACAAGUUUUUGACCAUUUUUCUCUUGAUUUUCAAAUGGCAGCUCCAUGUUAGUUAGUCCCCUAAUAAGAAAACAAACUGCUUGUAGAAUCAGUGUUGCCGAGUUUCUCCCUACCGAUAUUGGAAAUGUACCAAGGUAGGACUUAAUCAAGGUACAAGAACUCCGGUUAGAGUAUACUGUUUUGAUAUGUAAAUAUUGUACUGUAUGUACAGUGCCUAUCAUACAUAUUUAUCCCCGUUGGAUUUCUUCACAUUUUGUUACACAAGUGGGAUUAAAAUUGAUUAAAUUUUUUUUGUCAAUGAUCUACACAAAAUACUUUGUCAAAGAUUUCCAUUGAGAUUAAUGUAAAAUAUAGCACUAAUAUAUCUUGAUUUGAUAAGUACUCACCCUACAGCUGUGUCUUGGGUAAGUCUCUAAGAGCUUUGCCCACCUGGAUUGUGCAAUAUUUGCCCAUUUUUUUGUUAUUAUUUUCAAAAAUCUUCAACUUUCAAGUCUUGCUAUAGAUUUUCAAGCAGAUUGAAGUCAAACGGUAACUUGGCCACCCAGGAACAUUCAUUGUCUUCUUGUUAAGCAACUCCAGUGUAGAUUUGGCCUUGUGUUCUAGGUGAUUGUUCACCUGAAAUGUGAAUGGUGUAAAGCAGACUGAAUCAGGUUUUCCUCUAGGAUUUUGCAUGUGCUGAGCUCAAUCCCGUUUUAUUUUUAUCCUGAAAAACUCCCAGUCUUUGCCGAUGUCAAGCAUACCCAUAUCAUGAUGCAGCCACCACCAUGCUUGAAAAUAAGGAGGCAGUUAGUGAUGUGUUGUUGAAUUUGCCCCAAACAUAAGGCUUUGCAUUUAGGUCAAAAAGUGUGUUCCUUUGCUGUGUUUGUUUUUUUGCAGUAUUACUUUAGUGCCUUAUUGCUUACAGAAUGUAUGUUUUGGAAUAUUUGUAUUAUUCAUUUCACAGUCAUUUAGGUCGUUAUUGUGAAGUCACUACAAUGUUAUUAAUCCAUCCAUUUUCUCACAUCACCACAAUUCUGAAGCUGUUUUAAAAUCCCCAAUGGCCCCAUGGUGACAUCCCUGAGCAGUUUCCCUCAUGUCCUGCAGCUCAGUUCAGAAGGAUGACUGUAUCGUUUGGGUGGUUUAAUACAUCAUCCACAGCAUCAGUAUUAACUUGACCAUGCUUAAAGAGAUAUUCAAUGUCUGAUUUGUUAUUGUUACCCAUGUACCAACCACGGACCUUCUUUAUGGGGCUUUCUCCCUGUUCUUUUGUAGUUCAAUCUGUGCUUGAAAUCCAAUACUUGACUGACAGACCUUGUAUGUACUGUAUGGGGGGAAGAGGAAGGUGUAGUCACACAAAUCAUGAUAUCCCCUAUUAUUUCACACAGUAAGUCCAUGUAACUUAUUGUGAUUUGAUAAGCGAAAUGUUACUCCUGAACUGAUUUAGGCUUGGUUAAACAAAGGGGGUGAAUACUUAUGCAACAGGUAUAUUUUAGUGAUUACAUUUGUAUUAAUUUGUAUUAAAAAAAAAGAAGUUAUUUAUUUUCACUUUGACAUUAUGGAGUCUUUUGUAUAGGUCAGGGAUGGGCAUCUCUAGUCCUCUGGGGGCCGGAGUGGUGCUGCGCACUUUUGCUCCAUCUCUAGCAAACAAAGCUAAUUUAACUAGUUGCAUUCUACACUGAAGAUCAUGAUUAGUUGAUUAUUGGAGUCGGGUGUUAGCUGGGGGAAAAGUGUGCCGUCAAUCAGGCCCCUGAGGACUGGAGUUCCCCCAUGCCUGGUGUAGAUCAAUGACAAAAAGAUAACAAUUAAAUAUUUUUCAAUCUAACUUUCCAAUGCAACAAAACGUGAAGAAAUCCAAGGGAGUGAAUACUUAAAUAUAUUUGUUCCAUGUGUAGAACCUUUCUAUUGACCAACAUAUAUUGAUGGACAUAGCACUAUAGUAGCAGUCAAAAGUUUGGACACACCUGCUCAUUCAAGGGUUUUUCUUUAUUUUUAUUAUUUUCUACAUUGUAGAAUAAUAGUGAAGACGUCAACUAUGAAAUAUCACAUAUGGAAUCAUGUAGUAACCAAAAAGGUGUUAAACAAAUGAAAAUAUAUUUUAGAUUUUUCAAAGGAGCUCUUUGCCUUGUUGACAGCUUUGCACACUCUUGGCAUUCUCUCAACCAGCUUCACAUGGAAUGCAUUUCCAACAGUCUUGAAGGAGUUCCCACAUAUGCUGAGUACUUGUUGGCUGCUUUUCCUUCACUCUGUGGUCCAACUCAUCCCAAACCAUCUCAAUUGGGUUGAGGUUGGGUGAUUGUGGAGGCCAGGUCAUCUGAUGUCCUUCUUGGUCAAAUAGCCCUUACACCACCUGGAUGUGUGUUGGGUCAUUGUCCUGUUGAAAAACAAAUGAUAGUCCCACUAAGCGCAAACCAGAUGGGAUGCUGUGGUAACCAUGCUGGUUAAGUGUGCCUUGAAUUCUAAAUAAAUCAGUGUCACCAGCAAAGCACCCAUGCUUCAGGGUGGGAACCACACAUGCGGAGAUCAUCCGUUCACUUACACUGCGCCUCACAGACACGGCGGUUAGAACCAAAAAUCUCAAAUUUGGAUUUCUCAAAAUCUCAAAUUCAGAUUUCCACCGGUCUAAUGUCUAAUGUCCAUUGCUCGUGUUUCUUGGCUCAAACAAGUCUUCUUAUUGGUGUCCUUUAGUAGUGGUGGUUUCUCUGCAGCAAUUCAACCAUGAAGGCCCGAUUGAGAUGUGUCUGUUACUUGAACACUUAAGCCCCAUUUAUUUGGGCUGCAAUUUCUGAGGCUGGUAACUCUAAUGAACUUAUCCUCUGCACCAGAGGUAACUAUGGGUCUUCCUUUCCUGUGGUGGUCCUCGUGAGAGCCAGUUUCAUCAUAGCGCUUGAUGGUUUUUCCGACUGCAUUAGAAGUAACUUUCAACGUUCUUGAAAUUUUCCGUAUUGAAGGACAUGUUUUAACGUAAUAGUGGACUGUUGUUUCUCUUUGCUUAUUUGAGCUGUUCUUGCCAUAAUAUGGACUUGGUCUUUUACCAAAUAGGUCUUAUCUUCUCUAUACCACCCUUACCUUGUCAGAACACAACUGAUUGGCUCAAACACAUUAAGAAGGAAAGAAAUUCCACAAAAUAACUUUUAACAAGGCACACCUGUUAAUUGAAAUGCAUUCCAGGUGACUAUGAAGCUGGUUGAGAGAAUGCAAAGGGUGGCUAUUUGAAGAAUCUGAAAUCUAUUUUGAUUUGUUUAAUACUUUUUUUUUUUUGGUUACUGCAUGAUUCCAUAUGUGUUGUUUCAUAGUUUAGUUUUGAUGUCUUCACUAUUAUUCUGCAAUGUAAAAAAUAAAGAGAAACCCUUGAAUGAGUAGGUGUGUCCAAGCUUUUGACUGGUACUGUAUGUCUCAGUACAGUUUGGCUUUUGAUCAUAUUGAUGUUAGAGUAAGAUGCACUGCAACUGAACAUUUCCGAAGGGUAAUGAGCGUGUUUACUUGAGAAUACCCAAUAUUCACUUUCAACUGACAAAAUAAUGUUGGUUUGAUUCUGUAAGCAUUAGUGGAUAGAGAGGACUUAAUAAAAAUUGCACAUAAAUGAGUGUACCUGACGUCUGAGGGUGCAUUAGGUUUAUGAAACCCAAAGUCUGUCUCAUGUUUGACACUGUACAGUAGCAUAUAGAAUAAUGCAAAGUGGCACGUCCAAACCUUAUAAAAACACACUUUUCAAAUGCUUUAUGCACUCCUGAAUCUAAAGCGUGGGCUUUAACAGGAAAUUAAAGUGGGAGAUUGUGUAUAACAGGUAUUUAUGUCAAAUCCACCUUUUUAGAGUUUAGUUUAUUCCAUCAUGUUGCAGCAUCAUUCGUUUGAUCUUGGUACUGUAUAUGAGAUCCUUUUCAGGGUAAUGCCAUCUUUAUCUUGGGAUAUUCCAUCACCCUGCUUUUGCUUUUAAAUGGUGUUGAAUACUCAUGGACAUGAGCUUCGUGUGUGUGUGUUUGUGUGGCUCAUGUUUGUGUAAUAAUCUUGCAUUGCCAGUCCCAUGGGAGACUGGAGAUUGUGUAACAAUAGAUGUGCAGAAAAGCAUCCCAGGCACCUGCUGCUGGUAUUUUUGCAUGCCCUCUGUAGAAAUAGAACUCUAAUAUCUGUGAUGUAAAACUUUUGGAGGGAGACAAAUUUGCAUACAUAUUGAGUCAAUGGAAUGGCAUUUGACACAGGUACACCACAAAGGCCAGUUUCCUGGACCUAGAUUAAGCCUAAUACUGGACAAAAAAGUGUUUAUGAAGAUUAUCCAUUUGAUGUGCUUUUUUCGUCCGAGAAGGCCCUACAGAAACAUUCCUUAAAUGUAAUGAUUAUGCCCUGUAUCUAAUGAUUUAUGUUAUGUGUUUAGUAUAUGCCAUCUGGGGCGGCAGGUUGCCUAACCCCCCCCCUCCAAGUUUUCUGAGCCCCAAAAUAUUUUUGUUUGUUUAAUGGUCUUUGUUGGAUAAAAGAAAACACCAGGAAAUGAGCUUCAAGUGAUUUUAAUUUGAGAAAUCUGUUCAAGUAUUUCCAAGAAUAAUAGAGACACGUGAUUAUAAACAAAUGAAAGCAAGGUUUGAAAUUAUAUCGGUUUGGGCUUCUUGUGGUUAAUUUGCAAUUAUGUUCCGGCCCCCCCCGACCAUCAGCUCAAGAAAACAAAUCGGCCCGCGGCUGAAUCUAGUUGUCGACCCCUGCCCUAAAGGAAUGAAUACUUAGUUAGGACCAGCCUCUAACUCAUUUCAACCUCUUUAUUAAACUCCUCUGGGUGUGGUAGCUUCUAUUAGGAGUAUCUUCUGUUCUUCCUCAGGCAGGAAUAUCCCAAGAUAAAUGGUCACUGUCUCAUUUAUAACGUUUGUUUCUGUACUAAUCUGUAAUUUCAUCUGUUCUUCACAGCAUUCAGUGGUGUAGCUUGCUCACCCGCUGUAUCCCAGAGUCUGGGAUGGUUGUACAUGUUUCUGUGUAGCCUUUAUAUAGUGAGUCUGUUGUCUGUCCUGGGAAUUGUGGGUGCUGACUCCUCAGUCACCAGACCUGCUGAUAUUGUCUUGCACUGCCAAAGCUUUAAUAUGAUCGCUGCAAUGCAAUAGGAAUAUAAUAAGGCUUUAAGCAGGGCUAAGGGUUGCAUUUGUGAUUUUAUUGUAUUUAGGAAUGCAUAUACUGGACUGGAGCAACUCGGACCUACUGUAAAAAUGAAGUUUCUUUAAAGUGUAAACAUUCCUUUUGAGAUGGGGUUUUAGUGUUGGAAUUGGGUAUUUUUCUUUGGGGUUAGGGUUAAGUUCAGGAGUUAGAUUAAAGGGUUAGGGUUAGGGUUAGGCGGAAGGGUUAGCUAACAUGCAAAGUAGCAAGUAGUUGCUAAUUAGCUACAAUGUUAAAGUUGUCUGUGAUGAGAUUUGAGCUUGCAACUUUUGGGUUGCUAGAUGUUGGCGUUAUACGCCCACCCAUCUACCCACCAACCUCCCUGUUUUUUGCCUUAAGUAACCAUCUGUCUUGUGUAAACCAUACCAAAUGUAACAUAACGUACUAAACUGAGAGUCUUGGAUCUACGUACAGAAUAGUACUAAACGCUCAAUGGUUGACUACACUUACCAGUGUUUCCAAACCCUGGUCCUCGAGCACCCCCAACAGUACACAGUUUUGUUGUAGCCCUUGACAAACACCCCUCAUUCAACUCAUUGAGGGCUUGAUGAUUAGUUGACAUGUUGAAUCAGGUGUGCUUGUCCGGGGUUACAAUAAAAAUGUGUACUGUUGGGGUUACUCGAGGACCUGGGUUGGGAAACACUCACUUUUAUACCAGACAUGCUCCAGUAAGGAUCCUGCCUAGGUUUGCAACCCUAAUCCUGACAAUAGAAAAUGUAGUUACAUUUAUUGUGAGUAGUGACACAACACAAUUGCACAACAUCUAAGUACAUUUUCCUGCACUGUCCCAUGUCUGUGGUUGUACUUCCAUCUCUUUAAACUGACUUGUCAUGUUUUCAUGUUGUACUCUUAUUGAAUAUUAAAAUAUCCUAUUUAUUCAUA
This is a messenger RNA of Oncorhynchus kisutch (coho salmon), 10262 nucleotides long. It is a transcript of the gene inpp5f, whose product is annotated as inositol polyphosphate-5-phosphatase F. The transcript is spliced from 20 exons. Gene Ontology annotation, molecular function: phosphatidylinositol-4-phosphate phosphatase activity. The coding region runs from base 550 to 3933 and encodes 1127 amino acids. Gene Ontology annotation, cellular component: clathrin-coated endocytic vesicle; early endosome. NCBI's taxonomy places the organism in Eukaryota, Metazoa, Chordata, Actinopteri, Salmoniformes, Salmonidae. Gene Ontology annotation, biological process: phosphatidylinositol dephosphorylation; regulation of endocytic recycling. The record is from RefSeq and is a predicted model, not a curated record.